AUGAUAGGCAGGGGCCAUCUUGCCGGCCCCUGCCCGGCCCUUUCCUACGUGGAAAGGGCCAUUUUCAGUUUUAAUGUUUUUUUAAAAAAAAAAAAAAAAUUAAAAGAAAAUUCUGAUUUUGAAAACCCAUCCCCAUCUUCUAUACCCAUUUCUCUUCCCCAAACCAUUUUCCCCCCAAAUCUUUCCCUCCUUCUCUCUCGAUCUCCAUCUCCUCUCCUCAACCCCACCGUGAGCCCGCCACCGUUCAACCACUCACGAGUCUGCCACCGUCGACCACUCACGAGCCAGCCACCGUCGACCACUCACGAGCCCGCCACACCACUGUGCAUUCUCCAUCUCCGGCCAAAACCCAAUCACCGUGCGUUCUCCAUCUCCGGUUCGGCCCUGACUAUCCAACCACCGUACCGCCACGAGCAGCCCCAGUCGAACCACCACCGCCGACGAGCCAAUCCACCUGUUAUCCUUUUAAGCAUCUCCACCGUGAGCUCCGUUCCCCCAACUCAGCCAGCCGCAUCUCUCUGUUUGCUAUCUCCACCGUUGACGGAACCAAGAUUCCGAAUAAUGGUUCAUAUGGAGCUUCAACUUCAUUGGGUGAAACAAGCACUUAGUAUGGAGUAUGGGGUGAAAGCUCGGGACACCUCGUGAAUAUUACCAUGAGGAACACAGGCCAAUUCAUUUCCUGGAGUUCAGCAACGUGGAGGAGGGAGAGAUGAUUACUGAAGGAGAUUGCAAAUAUAACCUUCUCUUAGAAGUUGAGACUAGCAGUAUCUUUCCAGAGGUUACAUACAACGCCAAAGUGCAUGUACUAAUAAUCUUAACUUGGAAGAACCUUUUUUGUUGUAAAAAUCGUGUAUCUUGAUAUGUUUGCAUAUUGAUGUGUGAGGUUAAGUUCUGUAAACAUUUUGCAUAUUGGUGUGUGUGAUUAAGUUUUGUAAACUUUUUAAGGCAGGAAAAGUAAAUGGAAUUCGGUGGGUUGUUGUGUUGAUUUGCCAAA
This is a messenger RNA of Alnus glutinosa, 994 nucleotides long. RefSeq names its product proline-rich extensin-like protein EPR1. The transcript is spliced from 3 exons. The record is from RefSeq and is a predicted model, not a curated record. Lineage: Eukaryota; Viridiplantae; Streptophyta; Magnoliopsida; Fagales; Betulaceae. Bases 1 to 645 code for a protein of 214 amino acids.